GCACCGAAAAUGCCUGUACCCAUACCAGCACAGAAACCAAUGGAACAACGUGUUAUUGAACCGAUAGAACCGCCUUCUCCUGUCAUCGUCACAAAACGUCCAACUGGAUUUGUAGUUGCGAAAACGACUUCUGGCUCGAAAGCUAUCGAAACUUCUGUAUCGACCCGUAAAGAAGGCAUCACUUCAAGAGCUACGGAGCCGGUUACAACGGCAACUGAUCUGUGGGGAGUUUUGGAAAAGAGCUUUUUCAAAUCAAGAGAGAGGGUAGAGGCGGUAGGCGAGUUCGGAAAACUGGAGCCUUCAAAACAUGGAAAUCUUGUGCCAAUCCGUACAACUACUCAACAAACUGUUGUGGAGACGGAAUAUUUGGAUUAUGAAGAAGACGCCCAAAAACCGACCGGAGGACAGCUCGUAGACGAAGUGAUCGAAUUACAAACAAAUGUACCUGAAGCGACGACUAUGGCUUUAAUUGAAGAGGCUGACGAUUACAAUGAUUACGAAGCUAUAGAAGGGCAUGUAACAACCAAGUCCUUGUCUACGACUACUCGUCCACGACCAUCCCUUGACUUCAACCAGGUAACAGCAGAAGCAGCCAUGGCCAUGACUCAGACCACAGGAGAAGGAUCAACAUCUGUAGUAACACUUACGUAUGAACCAGUCACUGUUCCUACACCUACGGAGAACCUUGUAACCGUAACAGCAGAAGCAGCCAUGGCCAUGACUCAGACCACAGGAGAAGGAUCAACAUCUGUAGUAACACUUACGUAUGAACCAGUCACUGUUCCUACACCUACGGAGAACCUUGUAACCACUACCUUCGGAUUUACUGGUUCUACAACCGAAGUUGUGGAGGUUGCCGAAGUUGUGGAGGUUGCCGAAGUUACAACGACAACUGUGGAGCCAUCUACCACAUCUACCACUACGCAGAAACCAGAUGUAACCAUAAUUGAGGUAGAGCAAGUCCUUGUGGAUGCUACGGAGGAACCAGUAGAGACAAUAGAGACAGUGGAGAGUGAGCAAUCACGAACAAUAUCCAAAGGUGAUGACUAUGAAACCAUCAGCGAGAUAGAGCCUGACCAAAGUUCACUUCAAAUACUUCCUGUCGCCGCUGAAUCGUUUACGAUGCCACCGACGGAUCCUCCGACGACGACUACGACUACGACCACUACCACAACUGCGAUAAGUCGUAAUGAAACCGUCCUAAUUGAAAUAGAUCAAGCUGUGGCACCAUUCGAUUACGGGCAAGACUACCAUGACCCGGGUCUACCACUGUCGGCUCAGGAAGCAGCAAUCGAGUUUAUCAACGAAGUUCAACGAAAUUAUAAAGUGCUAUAG
Haemonchus placei is the source of this 1335-nucleotide messenger RNA. The record is from the annotation of a GenBank genome assembly. NCBI's taxonomy places the organism in Eukaryota, Metazoa, Nematoda, Chromadorea, Rhabditida, Trichostrongylidae.